UGUAAGUGUGUGUUGACUUGUUGAGUGUUCAGUUCUUAUCUGUAGUCAUUUAUUUGAGCUGUGUAUCACGUGUGCGCUAUGCGUGUUUUGUGUCUAUAAAAUGAACAAACAUUAUUAGUACGUAUCGAUUUUUAAGCAGUUUUUAACAAAAAUGAAUUACGACACCGUAGUAGUGGGCCUGGGAGCUGCUGGAGUCACAGCUGCUGUCACAUUAGCUAAAGCUGGAAAGAAAGUGUUGGCUCUAGAAGCAUCUGACAGGAUUGGAGGUCGAGUGAAGACCGUCCAGCUCGGAGAUGGUGUUGUCGAGGAAGGCGCUGAAUGGAUACACGGAACUGUUAAGAACUGCAUCUACGAGACGGCCGUUAAGAAUAACAUCACUGUGCUAGCUCAUAACAUAGACAUGGACAUAUUCAGAUCAGAUGGAAGCAAAGCUGAUGGCGAGAUAAUCAAAGAUUUAAUUUCAUUUUGUUUGGAUUGUAGAACGAAUAGUGCGCCAGGAGAUACAGAGCUAAGUCUGGGUGACUUCAUAAUAAUGAGACUGACACAAUAUUUGGAAGGAAAAUACCCUCGUUUAACAACUGACAGAACUUUUAUAAAUGAUUUUCUGGAUUUCAUGAACUUAGUAAUAAAUAACUAUGAAGCAGCGAAUGAUUGGAAAGAGGUCAGCAUUCAAAGUUCCUACGAAGCCUGUCCUGGAGAGCAACAUAUGAGUUGGCACAAAUACGGUUACAAAACUUACUUUGAACUUUUGCUGAAUACUUACAAUAACGGACCCGGUCUACCAAACCUUGACAUAAAACUGAACUCUGAGGUAGAGGAAAUAAAAUGGCCUCACGAUAGCAGAGCUAAUGUCGAAAUUACCAUUAAUGAUGGCAGUAUUUUUAGAUCUGACAAUGUAAUAGUGACGGUCUCAUUGGGAGUUCUAAAAGAAAGAUAUACAACAUUAUUUAACCCAACACUAGCCGGGGAAAAGAUAUCAGCAAUUAAUAAUAUUUCAAUGGGCGUCAUGGAUAAAAUUAUACUAAAGUUUGACAAACCAUGGUGCCCUCAUGCGCCAUCCUUUAAAGCAUUAUUUUGGAAUAAAGGAGAUAAAGAUAAGGUCCCUGAAGAUGAUGUUUGGAUAACUAAGGUAUUUGCUGCAAGUAACCCGUUGGGAUCUUCAAAUGCUCUGACAUUGUGGACCAGUGGCGAUGUAGCCAAGCUGGUUGAAAUCUUGCCGGAAGACGUCGUGAAAAGUAAAUUGGUAGAGUUGCUUCAGAAAUUUAUGGGAACAUAUUAUGUCAUUCCAGAACCAACUGCAAUUAUAAGAUCUACUUGGUAUUUAAACCCACUGACACGCGGCAGUUACUCAUACGACAACAUGCUAACACCACUGUAUCCAGAUCUUCGGUCAGUUCUCGCAGCCCCAUUACUUGACACAUCCGGCCGACCUCGGGUGUUGUUCGCUGGCGAAGCGACUAAUACAAAGCAUUUCUCUACAGUACAUGGUGCAAGUGAAACAGGCUUAAGAGAAGCUAAACGACUUCUUCCUAACAGCAAAAUAUAAACUAUUUCUUGUGAAUAUUAAAUAGACAAAGUAUAGAUAAGUCUGCUGAAUCAACUAAAUAUUAUGCAAUAUGAUGAAGCUAUAAAUCCUGAUAUAAAAAGUGGCAAUGAGUUUUUUCAUAUCAAUUAAAUUAAAUUUAAAUGUUUUCAAUAUGUGACUUUGAAAUCUCUGCAAUUUGUUGAAUAAAUGAAUUUAUGAUUGUUGAUAAGUCAAUCCUUUACCCAUAUUUUUAUUGAAUGAGCAACACUUUAAUCAAAUUUGCAGCUGUGUUUAUGAGUGAAUUAUAUUAUACAAUGAAAAAUAAUCUGUGAAUGAUUCAGCCUGGAUACAUUUUAAAAAUAUAACAAUAUAGGAAAAUGAAACGAUUUUGCCUCAAAUUAUUGAUUUUGCGUGUAUCAAUAAUUUAUUUACUUACACUUUACAACUCAUAAAAAACUGCUAAAUGUAAACAAUAAAAGUUCAAACU
Messenger RNA from Leptidea sinapis, 2012 nucleotides. Its product is annotated as spermine oxidase-like. The transcript has 8 exons. NCBI's taxonomy places the organism in Eukaryota, Metazoa, Arthropoda, Insecta, Lepidoptera, Pieridae. The record is from RefSeq and is a predicted model, not a curated record. Gene Ontology annotation, molecular function: polyamine oxidase activity. The coding region runs from base 152 to 1546 and encodes 464 amino acids.